Onthophagus taurus is the source of this 884-nucleotide messenger RNA. RefSeq lists its product as uncharacterized. Gene Ontology annotation, cellular component: plasma membrane. The record is from RefSeq and is a predicted model, not a curated record. NCBI's taxonomy places the organism in Eukaryota, Metazoa, Arthropoda, Insecta, Coleoptera, Scarabaeidae. Gene Ontology annotation, biological process: septate junction assembly.
UUCAAUUGCAAUCGAGGUGAGGUCUUGAAAAUGUCACAAAUAAACGAAUUAUUAAAAUCAAAAAGGUUGGAACAGAUGAAACGUGUUUUUAGCACUGAAUCUACCACAAGUUCAUGUCAAUACACAAAUUAUGGAAAACAAGAAAAUUUAAAUCAAGUCCCAUAUAAAUAUAACCGAUUCGAACUCGUCCUUAAAUUACUCGAAUUAGGAACCGACAUAAUCAAUAUCGGCCUCUACUCCAGUUAUUUAUCAACAACAUUCGAUAAGCACAACAUCAUCAAUUCACAAAAUGUAAACAACCAAACUGAAAUAUGGGAUCCAAAAAUUGAACGCGAUUACGUGACAAUAAAAAUUUUCCCCAAUGUUGUUUUUGGAUCGUUUAUAAUCAUUGUUGGGGUUAUUUUAAUCAGUUAUUUACUCGGUCAGGUUAUUUCGGAGGUGAUCGGAAGAAUAUUUAACACGUUAGCGUUAGUUUUGCACUUUAUUUCCGGUUGUAUCACGUUGAACGAUUGGAUUUUUACUGUUAAAACGGAAAAAAAUGCUUCCGCUUGUAAUACCCUUCUCGCACAAGUUAUUACAACGUUUCUAUGUACCUUUAUGUACUCAUUCGAUUUAUUUUUAAGUUUAAAACGUGCUUUGAACUAUGAUGAUGUGGACGGUUAAUAUGUUCAAUACGCAAUUUCAAAUCAAUUUGUAUCCCAAAAUUAUGGAACAAAAUGUCCAAUUAGAUUCUAUUAACUAGUAUACUAUAUUUGUAGAAUUAGAUUUUAUAUACAAAAUCAUGUUUGAUAAUAACUGAUUGAGAAUCGAUAUAAAUUAAAGAUUAAAUUAACGAGAAUUUAUAAUAAAGUUACUCGAAAAAUAAAAUAUGCAUUGAAAUGAAA